CGCUUCGGACUAGUGCGCGCUUGAAAUUUGCUCUGCGGAUCAGUGCGAGCGAUUCAGUCGGCAAAGCAACAGCAUUAACCGUGUGGUGUCCGAUGCUAACAAACGACUGUGGAGAGUUACUUAAACAAAAUUGAAUUAAAUUAAAAAUAAUUAGAAUAUUUAAGUGAAGUGUUAAAUGAAGACAAGGCAGUAAAAUGAAUUCCAAAAUUGUAUUAGGCCUACUGUCACUAGCUGUCCUCGCAGCUAUCACACCUACCUCAAAUGGCGCUAGAAUACUCUCGGUCUACUCAUUUCCUGGCAAAAGUCAUUUCAUGAUGCAGACAGCUGUGAUUAAAGAGUUGGUUAGGAAUGGACAUCAGGUGACUUUAAUAACAGCCUUUUCACUGGCGUCACACAAAUUGGGCGCCAACUAUACUGAGAUACUUAUUGAGCCGGUCUAUGAUUUCUGGAAGGAUGUCAAAGAAGAUGCCGGUGCACGCGAUAUCUUCGAGUUCACCACUAUGGAUGUUGCGGGCUUCCUGCAGAUGUUGCAAGUUUUGGGCGUGGCCACCACCGAACACGCGCUUAAGCAACCCAAAGUACAAGCCAUCAUCAACGCCAAGCAAACUGAGAAUGUUUACGAUCUACUGUUGGUUGAGCAGUUCUAUCAAGAAGCCUUCUUGGCGCUUAGUCAUAUUUACAACAUCCCAGUGGUGAGCACCAGCACAUUGGGCUAUGAGAAUCACAUGAGUCAGAUGUUUGGAGUAAUAUCGCCUUGGUCCUAUGUGCCGCAUGGUUUUCUACCCUAUUCCGAUCGCAUGAGUUUCUGGGAGCGUGUGCAAAACACCUAUAACUCACUCUAUGAGGACUUGCAUCGUGAGUAUGUUUAUUUCCCCAUAAUGGACGAUUUGGUGGCGAAGUACUUCGGACAUCUGCCAAUUAACUUUCCGAAAGUAACCGCCAUGGAGAAGAAUCUCUCGGCCAUUUUGUUGAAUAGUUUUGCACCUUUGACUAGCGCACGUCCCACCAUAGACGCCAUGGUGCCUGUUGGUGGCAUGCAUAUUUAUCCACCCAAAGCUUUACCUGCGGAUAUACAGAAGUUCUUGGAUGAGGCGGAGCACGGCGCCAUUUACUUCAGUUUGGGUAGCAAUGUGGAGAGCAAAGACAUGCCGCCGGCUUACUUGAAGAUCUUUCUCGACGUCUUCCGCAGCAUGAAGCAGCGUGUGCUGUGGAAGUUCGAAAAUGAGAGCAUCAUCAAUUUGCCACCGAAUGUUAUGGUGAAGAAGUGGAUGCCACAGAGCGAUAUACUGGCACACCCCAAUGUGCGCGUGUUCAUCACGCACGGCGGUUUACUGGGCACACAGGAGGGUGUACACCACGCAGUGCCCAUGUUGGGCAUGCCCUUCUACUGUGAUCAACACUUGAACUUGAAGAAAGCCGAACUCUACGGUUAUGCCAUCAGCUUGCACUUUCAAUCCAUCACCUUUGACAUACUGAAAAAUGCGCUCACCGAAUUGUUGGAGAACCCCAGCUACCGUGAAAAUAUCAAACGUAUCUCCAGCAUUUUCCAUGAUCGUCCGUUGAAUGCGCGAGACACCGCAGUCUAUUGGAUUGAGUAUGUGAUACGUCAUAAGGGUGCGCCACAUUUACGUGCCGCCGGCCUCGACUUGAAGUGGUAUCAAUUCUAUUUGUUGGAUGUUAUUGCUUUUGUUGUUGGUGGCAUUGUGUUGGCUGUGCUGGUGUUCGUGGGAUUGGUGCGUUUCAUUUUGCGUCGCUUCCGCAAUGGAAGUAAGCAGAAACAGAAAAGGCAAUAAAUGUGAUUUUUUUUAAUAAUUUAGUAGACAAAAAAUAAAUGAGAAUUCUAUUUUUUAA
Molecule: messenger RNA, 1851 nt
Organism: Zeugodacus cucurbitae (melon fly)
Lineage: Eukaryota; Metazoa; Arthropoda; Insecta; Diptera; Tephritidae
Product: UDP-glycosyltransferase UGT5
Exons: 7
Coding region: 195-1793 (532 amino acids)
Molecular function (GO): UDP-glycosyltransferase activity
Source: RefSeq, a predicted model, not a curated record